Messenger RNA from Lodderomyces orthopsilosis Co 90-125, 1773 nucleotides. It is a transcript of the gene PUT2, whose product is annotated as 1-pyrroline-5-carboxylate dehydrogenase. The record is from RefSeq and is a predicted model, not a curated record. NCBI's taxonomy places the organism in Eukaryota, Fungi, Ascomycota, Pichiomycetes, Serinales, Debaryomycetaceae. The transcript has a single exon. Gene Ontology annotation, molecular function: L-glutamate gamma-semialdehyde dehydrogenase (NAD+) activity. Bases 1 to 1773 code for a protein of 590 amino acids. Gene Ontology annotation, cellular component: mitochondrial matrix.
AUGUUAAGAUCGUCAUCACGUUUAAUUCUCAGACAGGGUUUACAAUCAAUCAAGUCAACUACUCCUCGUGUACUCCGAGCUCAAGUUCCCAGAUCUGUUGUAUCUUCUAGAGCCAUUUCACAAUUAGCUCAUGUCAAGACCCCGCCAAAUUUACAAAACGAACCAGUUAAGCCAUUUGGCUUCAACGAUGUUAAAGAUUGGGACUUGUUACGCGCUUCAAUUACUAAAUUCACCGAUGAAGCUAGUUUGAAAGUACCUUUAGUUGUUGGUGGGCAAAAAAUUUAUCGUGAAGAAACUAAACAACAGUUGAACCCAGCUAACCAUUCACAAAAUUUAGCUGAUGUGUCACAAGCUACUGUGCAAGAUGUACAAGCAGCUAUUAAAGCUGCUAAAGCUGCUAAGGAAUCAUGGGCAAACACACCAUGGAGUGAUAGAGCUGCUAUUUUCCUUAAAGCGGCCGACUUGAUUUCAACUAAAUACAGGUAUGAUAUGUUGGCGGCAACAAUGUUGGGACAAGGUAAAAAUGUUUAUCAAGCAGAAAUUGAUUGUGUUGCUGAAUUGAUUGAUUUUUUCAAAUUUAAUGUCAAGUAUGCAGAAGAGUUGUAUGGUCAACAACCUUUACAAACCGCACCUGGUGUUUGGAAUCGUGCUGAGUAUAGGCCUUUGGAAGGUUUUGUUUAUGCUGUUACCCCAUUCAAUUUCACUGCCAUUGCUGCUAAUUUGGUCGGCGCACCAGCAUUGAUGGGUAACACCGUUGUUUGGAAACCAUCAGCAACAGCAGCUUUAUCAAACUACUUGUUGUUGACCAUAUUGGAAGAAGCAGGUUUGCCAAAGGGAGUUAUCAAUUUCAUUCCUGGAGAUCCAGUUGAAGUUACUGAUGUUGUAUUGAAUGAUCGUGAUUUUGCUGCAUUACAUUUCACAGGUUCGACUGAUGUUUUCAAGAAGUUAUAUCGUCAAAUUAGUGAAAAUGUAUCAAACGAUAAAUACAAGGACUUCCCAAGAAUUGUUGGUGAAACCGGUGGUAAGAAUUUCCAUUUGAUUCAUCCAAGUGCUUCGUUGAACCAUUCAGUUUUGUCUACUUUGAGGGGAGCCUUUGAAUAUCAAGGGCAAAAGUGUUCAGCAACUUCAAGAUUAUAUGUACCAGAAUCAAUAUGGCCUGAAUUUAAAGAUAUCUUGUCGGCUCAAAUUGAACAAAUCACCAUCGGAAACACCUCAGAUUCUAACUCAUUAAAUGCAUUUAUGGGACCAGUUAUCCAUGAACAGUCGUUCAAAAAAUUGGCUAACGCUAUUGACAAUGCCAAAUCCGAUCCAGAAUUGGAAAUUGUUACUGGUGGAUCUUACGAUUCAAGUAAAGGAUUCUAUGUUCAACCAACAUUGAUUAAAACCACUAAUCCAAACCACGAAUAUUUGACCAAGGAGUUUUUCGGUCCAAUUUUAACCGUUUACGUAUACCCAGAUCAAGAAUAUGAAUCGAUCAUCAAAUCUAUCGAUUCUGUUACCAAAUACGGAUUAACAGGAUCCAUUUUUGCGAGAGAUAGACAAGCAAUUAGAACAGCUGAAGAGAAAUUGAGAUAUUCCGCCGGUAAUUUCUACAUUAAUGAUAAAUCAACCGGUGCUGUUGUUGGACAACAAUGGUUUGGUGGUGCUAGAGCUUCAGGAACUAAUGAUAAAGCCGGUAGUGGUAAUAUCUUGUCAAGAUUUGUUUCAGUUAGAAAUGUCAAGGAAAAUUUCUAUGAAUUGGCUGAUUUCAAGUACCCAUCAAACUACAACUAA